This is a messenger RNA of Epinephelus lanceolatus (giant grouper), 5797 nucleotides long. RefSeq names its product retinitis pigmentosa GTPase regulator a (gene rpgra). Gene Ontology annotation, cellular component: cytoplasm. NCBI's taxonomy places the organism in Eukaryota, Metazoa, Chordata, Actinopteri, Perciformes, Serranidae. The record is from RefSeq and is a predicted model, not a curated record.
AGAUCUGCAGACACCCACAGCAGCGUCUUGAUUUCAUCUGAGCUGAAGUCUUUCAGAGUGAGACAGCUGCGACCCUUUAAACUCACUGAACCGAGGCACGAAGCUCCAAUGCUGAGAAAGUCACAAAGAGGUUAGCUGGCUUCUGCCCCUCCCUGACGUCUGGUUGAUCCACCGCUCAGUAGGUGAGCACUGACACACAGUGCACGUGAGGAGGUGUGAGGGGACAGCAGUGGAGAUGACGGGACAGGACGAUGUGGACAUACCCGAAACAGGAGCCAUCUUCACAUUUGGAAAGAGCAGUUUUGCUGAUAAUGUGCCUAGUAAGUUCUGGUUGAAGAAUGACCUGCCUGUACACCUGUCCUGUGGGGGAGAACACACUGCUGUCAUCACAGAAAAUGGCAGGCUGCUCAUGUUUGGUGGUAAUAUGUGGGGCCAACUGGGGCUUGGAUUGAAGCCUGCUGCCAGCAAACCUGUCUCUGUGAAAGCCUUAAAGUCUGAGAAGGUGAAGCUUGUAGCCUGUGGGAAAGAUCACACAAUCGUCUGCACAUGGCGGGGUAGUGUGUAUGUUGCGGGCAGUAACCAGGAGGGGCAGCUCGGUUUGGGCCACUGCAACAACACUACAUCCUUCCACCUGCUGCAACCUUUCUGUGACCACGCACCAAUCAAAAUGCUCUCUGCAGGAUGCAACACCUCAGCUGCUUUAACAGAGGACGGGAGGCUGUUCAUGUGGGGAGACAACGCCGUGGGCCAGAUCGGCUUAGGGGACAAAGGAUAUGCAGCAGAACCCAGAGAGGUGGAUGUUGGGGAAGCAGUGAUGUGGGUCUCCUGUGGGUACCACCACUCAGCGUUUGUCACAGUGGAUGGAGAUCUCUACAUGUUUGGUGAGAGUGCGAAUGGAAGGCUUGGUCUCCAGGUGGAGCAGCUGGCCAAUCACAGAGUCCCCCAGCGGGUGCAAGGGAUUCUGGGUCGUGUCACCCAGGUGUGCUGUGGAGGGGAGCACACUGUGGCACUCACAGAGGAAAACGUGUACACAUUUGGCAGAGGUCAGUACGGACAGCUGGGCCACGGGACAUUUCUGUUUGAAGUUGAUUUGCCAAAACCACUGGAGCACUUUUGUAACAGCAGCAUCAAACAUAUCGCCUGUGGAGAGAACCACACCGCUGUGAUCACAAACAGUGGGCUCCUCUACACAUUUGGUGAUGGUCGUCAUGGGAAACUGGGGCUGGGGGAGGAGAACUUCAUCAACCAGUUCAGCCCGACACUCUGCACACGUUUCCUCAAGUACAGCGUUCAAUUAGUAUCCUGUGGUGGAAACCACAUGCUGGUCCUGGCUGCACCCAGACCACCAGAGAGCCAUGAGGUGAUGCCAGAGAGGGGUGUCACAAUCGCAGAGGGCUUUUUGGAGCCAAGCUACAAGGAAAUUCUCCUGCUGGACACUUUGAUUGAUCCGAAUCCAAUAGUGCCACUCUCUGCCCUCUCUGCUCGAGCCCGGCACAGAGAAAAAGGAAGCUCUGUGGAGCUGUUUGGGGAGAUGUUUCAGAACCUCCCACGUCUGAAUUCUGGCUUCCUCAACGCCUCCUGGCAAACCUCCAGAAACAUCCCUACCCCUAAAACUCUUUCAAAGGACCGUACCACCCCUUCAUCAUCCCCAAAACCACAAUCAGAAGUAACACUAAGCCCUCCACUCUCCCCCAGAUCUCCGGUGUUAUCCUCUAAGCCAUCAAGCCCACAUUCUCAGUCAUCAAACACCUUUCAGUAUAAAUCCCCCACCGCUGCUGCUUCCCCUACGUCUAAAUCCAAAGAGCUGCCUUCUCCUUUACUCUCACCGAAGUCUAUAACUAAACAUACCACACCAGUAUCUCCCAAAAAGACUGCAAAGAAAAGACUGUACAGAGUGGCAACCGCUAAAAAGGCCUUAAAUGAAGAAUCUCCUCUUUCACCUAAAGAGCCCUGCAGCCCCACAAGACCCUCCAGUCAUACUUCCAGUAAACAUCUCAGUGAGGAAGAGCAUCCUGCCUCACCACAAACAGAGGGAGAAACUGUCCAAGUUGUUUUAGAAGAUGUGGAGGAGAAUAUCUCCGAGAAAGAAGUCGACUUUUUGCCAAAAAUGGCAAAGAAAAAAGGCCGAGCUCUGAGAAGAACUACUAAAGAGGCAGAGCUGUUGCAGUUCAAUGAGAGGGCAGAACAUAAUUCCUUCAAGGCCUCACCCACAGAGCUCCUGAAAGGCUCUUUAAAGAAAGAAGUGACUGCACUCAAGGGCUCACAGAGUCUGAAAAACACACCCAAAAAAGUCACAUCCAAAGGCAAAGAGAACAUCACCAAGCAGCCCAAUAAAAUCAAGACUCAUGAAGACGGGCAAGUUCAAAAUAAAUCACCAAAACUAUCAGCAUCGAGCCCCAAAACUCCACAGUCUGUGCGGAAGACUCUGACUGAAGCACAGCAGAGGCUGACUGAAGUGAAGAGAAAUGAGAGGAGAAAUAGAAAUGUGAGAGAAAAUAAUAUAAAUCAAAAGGAUAUGAAAGCCAGUAAUUUCAAGAAAAACUUGACACCAAAAAAGGAGGGAAAUAAAUCACCCUCUUUAGAGAGGACAUCUCCUGUUAUUAUGGUCACUACAGGAAGUGAAGCAACCUGCAUAUCUGUCCAAAGUGGAAGUUUGUCAUCCGUAGAAAAAGAUGCAGAAACUCAGAGUGAAACCAAUGAUGUCAAACCUGUUGAAGAGGAGACACAGCAAGUCAAAUCAACUCCAACAAAACAUUCACAUAAGGUUAAAUCUUCACCAGGGAAAGGUCAAAGUAUAGCAGUGAAUAUAAAAUCACCACCAGUGAAAAAGGAAACCACACCUGUCUACACACUUCAAGACAUCACUAAGAAAUCACCAAGUGUGAAAUCCACACCUGUGAGAGUUAAAGAGGUCAAAUCCACACCAGUCAAAAACCAAAGUAAAAGGGCAGAAAGUACUCCAGCUAAAAGUAAAGGCAAAGGGAAAGUUGUGGAAAAAGAAGUGAAAGCAGCUCAAAAAACCAAAAGUAGAACUGCAGAUAAGGAGAAGAUACCUGAAGGUCACGGCACUAAAGCAAAGGAUAAAAAGAAGGCAAAAACAAAACCAGCUGGAGAGGGAGGAGAUCAUAUCAGAGUUAAAGAAGAAGCUCAGGAUAACACGAGCGCCAAGCCAAACAGUGAGCAGACUGAAGCUUCCAGCCUGCUGUUAUCACAGCAGGAUACACCUAUUGAAGCGCUCUACAACCCCAUUUCCUCACAAAGCACUCAGAGAACAGAGACGGUUUCAGUCGCUGGUGCCAAAUCCCCACAAGGCCCGGCACCUGUUGAUAAGGAUCUGCUUGUUCCUGGAACACCCAGAGAGGAUCCUCCGAGUCUGACUGAAGGAAAGCCAAGGCUGGGGGAAAUCCUCGGCACGGCAGCUGCUCUUCUUCCUGUUGCUGGGAUAGCAGGUGCUGCUAUGGGGGUCCUCGGUGAGGCAGUGACAAGCGUAGGUAGUUUCCAGUCCGACAGUGACACCAUUUCUUCUACACCAUUUAAAGCACCUGGUCGAGGAAGGCAAUUCACAAAGCAGAGUGCGGUUAUGCAACCUUCUUUUUCCUCGACGUUGUCACAGGAGACGUCAAAUCCACCAGAAGACAGCACCAAGACAGAUGUUCAGGUCAACAAGGAUGUCACUGAAGACGAGGAAAGUGACGACACCACUCAGUCACAACUGGCGGAGGUGAAAAGUGAAGAGGCGAAGAACAAUGGCACAGACGUGGAAACUUCCCAGCAAGAACAUGAAGAAGAUGAGAAACCCAACAGGGAUCAUGAGGGAGAAGAAACAGAUACUGAAGAUGAGGAAAAGAAGGAAGAUGAAGAGGGGGAGAGUGGAAGUGAUGUAGAGGACAAAGAAGAAGAGGAAGAGGGGGGUGAAAGCAGCGAGGAGGAAAUGAGUGUUUCUGGAGAGGGUGAGGAAGAGCAAGAUAAUGAAACUGCAGAGGAAGAUGGUGAGGAGGAAACUGGCUCAAGCAGUGAGGAAGAGGAUGAAGGAAGCAAGAAGAGCGAUGUCAUAGAUGCUGAAGAGGAGGAGGAAGCAAGUAUAGAGGAAGAGGGUGGAGGAGGGAGUGAGUCUGAGGUAAGUGAGGCAGCAGAGGAGGAGGAGGAGGGAAGUGAAGGGGCCAGUGAAGGAGAGAAUAAAGAGGAAGAGGAAGAAAGUGAGGUGAGUGAGGAUGAAGAAGAUGAAAGUGGGGAAGAGUCUGGGAGCAGCAAGAUCAAAGAGUCAGAGGAGGAGGAGGAUGGAGAGGGAAAUGACUCUGAUGAAGACGACAAUGAAGAAGAAGAAGAAAAUGAGGUUGACGCAGAGGAAGAGGGUGAAACUGAGGAACAAAAAGAUUCCUCCGAAAGCGAGGAUGAGGAAAAACACUCGGAGGAAGAUGAAGAGAGUGAAGGGGAGGAAGAGGACAAACAGGAUGAAGAGAGUGUUGAAAAUGAGAAGGAGGAAGAUGACAGUGAGGCCGAAGAAGACGAGGGUGAACAGGAUGAAAAGAGCGACAAAGAAAAUGAGGAGGAGGAGGAGGAGGAGGAGGGUGAGGAGGAAGCGUCCUCAGAUGAGGGGAAAGCAGAGGACGAGACUGCGGAGGAGGAAGAGGAGGAUGAGGAGGUAGAAAAAGAAGAAGAUGAGAAGGAGGUUACAGAGGAGGAAGAAGAGGAUGAGGGGGACGAAGAUGAGGAUAAAAGGGAGGUUACAGAGGAUGAAGAAGAGGAUGAGGAGGUAGAAGAAGAGGACCAAAAGGAGGCUACAGAGGAUGAAGAUGAGGAUGAGGAAGAAGAGGAUAAGAAGGAGGAUACAGAGGAGGAAGAAGAAGAGGGUGAGGAAGAGGAGAAUAAAGAGGAGGAAGAAGAGGUAGCAGGGGAAGAAGAAGAGAGUAAGGAGGUUACAGAGGAGGAGGAAGAAGAAGAGGGUGAGGAAGCAGAGGAGGAAGAAGAGAGUAAGCAGGUUACAGAGGAAGAGGAAGAAGAAGAGGGGGAGGAAGAGGAAGAAGAGAGUAAGGAGGUUACAGAAGAGGAAGAGGAGAAUACUGAGGGGGUAACAGAGGAAGAAGAAGAAGAGGAAGAGAGUGAAGGUGAAGAGGAAGAAAAAAUGAAAAGAAAAGAGAAAAUGAAAGCUAAUAAAGAGGUGACAGUAGAGAGUGAUGAGGAGGAGGAGGAAGAAGGUGAAGAAGAGGAGGAAGAGGGAGAUGAGGAAGAGGAGAAUGAAACAAAGACUAAACCAAAAACAGAUACAAGACUCUAUAAUCAACGAGAAAAAACAAAACAGGGACGAACUGAAGAAAAGAAAGGUGGUGCUUCUGAGGAAAAUGAAGAUGAGGGUGAGGAAGAGGAGGAGGAGGAGGAGGAGGAAAAAGGACAGGUGUCAAAUGUUAAACAGAAGGAGAAGGAGAAAGAAGGAAAGGAAAAAGUGGAAGAGGAGGAAGGAGAUGAGGAGGAGGAGGAGGAGGAAGAUGAGGAGGAGGAAGAAGAGGAGGAAAAGGUCAAAUCCUCAAAAACAAAAACCAUACAGAAGUUGCCUGCCGACAGAAAAGACAAGCAACAGAAAGAAAUGCCAAAACCAGCGCCGAGGAUGAAGCAGAGCGCUGCAGAGAAGAAACCAGACGAUCCUCAGCAGUUCUGGGACAAUGUUCUGCCUCAGUACCUCGACCUGCAGUGAUGUCAUCGAAUAGGACACACACUCAGCACCUCAGGAGUUAAUGUGUCAGCUGUCAGUGUGUGUGACAUUUUGUUACUGUCAACAAAAUCCCAUUAAAGAACCAAACCA